GACUUUGAGCUGUGGGGCUGUCUUCUGGAUCAACUACAGAGGAUGCAUGGAGACUCGGGUGUCUGGGGAUUAUGGUACGCAUUGUGGGGACGAAAAUGCCUAUUCCGAAUCGACAGUCCACCAGCGAGACUUCUCUGGCAAACAAUUCUGGAUGCAGCUGUAAGAUUGAACAACGAGAAGUUCCUGGAUAGCGUUUGGAUCUACGCCGAAUGGAUGAAUGACAUCCACGAUACAAAAUGGCCAAAGCUGUACACCACCAUUGUCUCUCACUUUCUGAGCAAGCAUGAUCAUAAGAAUGCCUUGAGAUGGCACAUGCGCCUAACCCCCAAUUUCUAUCCUGGGUCAGAAACAUUCGCCAACAUCAUACGCCAAUAUUCCAGUGACAGAGUCCUGAAUUCAUCAUUGACUCUCCACUCCUUGUACGUUGCAAGUCCCGAGCGGAAUCUGUACGAUAUUCUCGUGCCUCACCUUUAUAACCUCGGAUACGAAGACUUGGCCCGGGGAUGGCGCAGGAUUUGCCUGCGCCAUAACGAUGAACCAAAACUACACUCGCUGAGUCGACCCUUCCUGAGAUAUAUGGCAGGGUUCUGGCAUGAAUGGGGAAACGCCAUGAGUGAACAGGAGCUUAUUGCACUGGAACGCUCCAACUCAGAGGAGGUGGGAAAUGUGCAAGCGGAGGUAUCCCGAGAGUUCAUGAAUCGUGUCCAUGGCGCAACUUUCGGAAUUUCAGCCAAGACUUACAAUGACAGCCUGGGUGCCAGGUGGUUCGCAACGUCUUGGGUUAGCCUUGACACAGCCACCUCUGUCAUUGCAGCAUUGGGCAUCAAACAGAUCGGACCGUUAUCUUUACAAUCUAUCGCGCUCAGGGAAGGUACUGCAGAAGGUUUCAUGGCCAGACUCGCUCACCUCGAAGAAUUGCGCAUCUCCAUCCCCGAUUCUAGCUACGUGAACACGCUACGAUACUUCGCAAAGAUGAGGGAUGAGGAAUUUCUCUUUGACAUAUUGGAAUGCGAUCUACAUCCGGACGUCUUUGACGACAUAAAACUGCACGGAAGGUUGAUGGACUCCAGCGCAGCGGCGGGGAAUUGGAGCGCUUAUAAGGCGCUGGUCGGUACCAGGCUUGCAACAAUCGACAAAACAACGGGCAAGGCCGCCAAUAUGCUGCUUCAGACACACAUACUUCAAGGCGACUAUCAAGGCAUCCAGAGGGUGCUUGACGAUAUGAGAGCUCUCAAGAUCACGCUAAACAAGGAGCUGAGCAAUCUCAUGUUUAAACUCAUUUUGGACAAAGUUCCACGUCAUCCCAAGGGCAAUAGACCACCCAAAAGCCUCAUUGAUUGCAUAUCUAUAUGUCGCCAGCUCAGCUCAUUUGACGUGCCAGUCCCCGUCAUCUGCUGGAAAACCAUACUCUACUGCCUUGGACGUCUCGGCCGCCUUAAUGAACUCCAUGAGCUUUGUCUCGAGCUGCUGGACUAUUAUACCAAACGGCGAUCCGCUCGACCAGGUUUCGUUCCAGUCCAUCUACUAGAUUUACCAGAGUCCAUGACGGAGCCCGUACAAGAUGUGGAGAACCUGAUGGGACUUUAUAUCCCCUCGACAACGCCCCCUAGGCUACCAUCCCAUCCUCUUUUUCAAUUGUUCGACAGCAAGUUUCAAGGGAGCAUGACCCGCUGGGCAUUCCGCCGAACA
Messenger RNA from Pseudomassariella vexata, 1689 nucleotides. RefSeq lists its product as uncharacterized. The transcript has a single exon. The annotation marks the transcript as partial. Lineage: Eukaryota; Fungi; Ascomycota; Sordariomycetes; Amphisphaeriales; Pseudomassariaceae. The record is from RefSeq and is a predicted model, not a curated record.